UGGAACAUAGCCAAAGUUGUUAUGUAUUAUGUGACUUUAUUUUAUAUAUUGAUUAUUGAUGUAUUCAACCGCAAAUAAACCGGCUAACUGAAUAGACUAACGAUAAACAUAAAAAUGAAGACCUUGAAGAUCUUGAAAGGAUAAGUUGCCAAGGAUGAGCUGCUGCUUAGAAUCAGACAAUGAUAUAAUAUUUACCAACAUAAGAAAUGUACACAAUACACUUAACAAAGUAGAUAAGAUUUUAACGCAAGAUUUUAACAAUGCAAAAUAUAUAAACAAAAUACAAAUAGUCCUUAUAAGAACAUAUACCUAUUUAAUUAAAACUUGUUAAAGAAUCCUAAAAGUCCAGUAUUUAAAAAGUUAAAUAAACGUGCAAACUCUGUAGACAAGGCUCAAAAAGAUACAUAUUUACAAAGAAAGAGGACAAUUAGUAUUCUGUAAUAAAGUUUGCUUUACAAAGAUUGUAAAGAUAUCUUUUUAUCAAUGGUGAAUACACAAGAAGAUGACGGAGGGAUGAUUAUGGAUCCAGUGACAGAUUCCCUUUCCAUUAGUGAUUGUGAAAAGGAAGAUUCCAAUACAUUUGCAAAUUCAUGUUCAAUGUCUCGCAAAAGACGUAGAAUUGAAACAUCACAAUUUCAAAUAAAAUGGCAAAAAUCUGAAUGUAAUUUUAAGAAAGACACAUAUAAGUUGAAUAUAGAAGAGAAACGUCUUUUAAAAAAGUUGAAUAAUUUUGAAGAAUGGGAAGAAAUGCCAUUAAUUAACAUAAAGAAACUACUAGAACUACAUAUAAAAUUAAUACAUAAAGUACCACCACAACAUAAAAUAGAGCUUUCUGGAUCUCAUGCGCCAACAAAGGAAGAGAAAAUAUUAUUCCAGAAACAUGGACCAAUUCGAAAAGGUUCAUAUAGACCUAUAGAGGACAAAAUUAUCAGGAAAAACUGGAACACAUUCUGCGAGCUCCAUGACUGGGAUCCAGAGAAUCCGAAGCCAUUUCUUUAUUGGAGACACAAUGGCAGAUAUUAUAUAAACGACAUAGAAGAGAGACAAAGAUUCGUUCAAUUUUUGGCAAAUGGAUUACCUUGGCGAACUCUCUACAGUGUUUAUUCUAGAUUUAAAGUAUUAUAUUGUAAUAAAAUCACUUAUAAUCGUUAUACCGCUAAGGAAGACAAAAAAAUUUUAACAUACAUAGAAAAUGAAUAUCUUGAUAAACGUUGUACUAAAUAUAGUGAAUUAGCAAAAUUAUUAAGACGAACCAACCGAUCGAUUUUUAAACGAUAUCAAUAUCUCAAAAAUCAAACUCUAGAUAAAUCAGAAACGGAAUCGUUAGUUGACGUUAAAUGGACGUUACCACUGAUAAAAAAAUUUAUAAAAACUUUACUCAGUGUGACAAUAAGUGAAGAUAUAAAAGAACUUAAAGAUGCUACGCUUCCUAAACCAGUGUGGCAAAAAAUGGAGGAAAAUCUUAAUAUAAACGAGAAUGUCUUAAGAACAUUUUGGCAGCACCAGUUACACCUGCAAUUAUUCAGCACGGAUCCUAUUUAUUUAAACGACAUUAAGAUACAAUUAAUUGAAUAUAUGUAUGCAAAAGGAAUAUCCAAUACUCGCGAAAUUAUAUGGCCCAAUGUUGCGCGACACUUCGACGGAGCAACUGCAGUAUUCCUUUGCAAAGUUUUUUUUUAUCUUGUUCAAGAAUGCAAAACUGAUACGGAUAAUUUCGCCGAUGUUGUGGAAUACUUAUAUCAUACUAAGAUUCCUGAAAUUCAAAAUGCAUAUACCGAUAAAUUCUUACCUAGAAUUAUCUAUGAAAAUGGGAAAAUUUCUUUGCUAAACGGAAACUAGUAACAAUACUAAUUCUACUGAUAGUUAAUUUGUAUAAAAAAAGC
Messenger RNA from Trachymyrmex septentrionalis, 1883 nucleotides. RefSeq lists its product as uncharacterized. The transcript is spliced from 9 exons. Lineage: Eukaryota; Metazoa; Arthropoda; Insecta; Hymenoptera; Formicidae. The record is from RefSeq and is a predicted model, not a curated record. Gene Ontology annotation, biological process: regulation of transcription by RNA polymerase II. Gene Ontology annotation, cellular component: nucleus. Gene Ontology annotation, molecular function: DNA-binding transcription factor activity, RNA polymerase II-specific; RNA polymerase II cis-regulatory region sequence-specific DNA binding. Bases 484 to 1839 code for a protein of 451 amino acids.